Messenger RNA from Condylostylus longicornis, 1184 nucleotides. It is a transcript of the gene Ada, whose product is annotated as adenosine deaminase-like protein. Gene Ontology annotation, molecular function: adenosine deaminase activity. Gene Ontology annotation, biological process: adenosine catabolic process; inosine biosynthetic process. The transcript has a single exon. The record is from RefSeq and is a predicted model, not a curated record. Lineage: Eukaryota; Metazoa; Arthropoda; Insecta; Diptera; Dolichopodidae. Bases 100 to 1131 code for a protein of 343 amino acids.
UGUAUUUUGUUUGAAAUCGGACCGUUUCUAUAAUCAUAAGCAUUCUAUUUGUUUUGUAUUCGCUAAUCGCUACUUUAGCAAAAUAAUAGAUAAGUAAAAAUGGAGGAAUUUGUACGAGGUAUGCCGAAAAUCGAACUGCAUGCACAUUUAAAUGGCUCUCUCACAACAAAUAUGUUGGAGGAACUCGCUGAAACUAAAUUUGGCCUGGGAAGCCCAGAAUGCGAAUUUUAUAAAGAGAAGAUUGCAGAUCUGCGAAAUUUUUCUUCUAAGAACCUUUCCGAGUGUUUUAAAAUAUUCAAAAUAUCACACGAAUUAAUUACCAAUUUAGAUCUUUUAAAGAAAGCCACUCUUUUAGUCAUUCAGAAAUUCCAUUUAGAUAAUACUGUGUAUUUGGAAAUUCGAACAACUCCAAAAAGAUGUAAGGAAUUUACAAAGUUGCAGUAUUUGGAAACAAUUAUUGAUUCAAUUAAAGAAAGUCAAUCAACAUAUCCUGAAAUUACAGUCAAGCUAUUACCAAGCUUUGAUCGAGCUAGAGGUAUAUUAGAUGCCGAAGAAACUUUAGAAGUAAUUUCGCAGUUAAUUGGAAAAUUUCCAAAUACAAUUGUUGGAUUAGAUAUUAGCGGGGAUCCAUCAGCUGGUUGCUUCAAAGAUUAUAAGCCUUUACUUAUUAAAGCUAAACUUUUAGGGUUAAGACUUGCAUUGCAUUGUGCUGAAAUUGAUGGUAUUGAAGAUGAGACAAGGGAAAUGAUUGAAUUUGGUAUGGAUAGAAUGGGUCAUGGCACGUUUAUCAAGGAUGAAAAUUUAGAUUUAUUGAAAAAGAAUGAUAUUUGUGUUGAAUGUUGUUUAACAAGUAAUAUUAAAUGUGGUACUGUAAAAAAUUAUGAUGAUCAUCACUUUAAUGAAAUGUUUUUCCAACACAAAAUACCAGUAGUUAUUUGUACAGAUGAUUGCGGAGUGUUUGAUACAGAUUUGUCGAAAGAAAUAUUAUACGCUGUUGAUACAUUUGGGCUUGAUAAAUUUGAUUUAUUCAAUUUAUGUAAGUUAGGAAUCAAGUAUUCGUUUACAAGUGAUGAAACUAAGGCAAUAAUAACCAACAGAGUUUCUGCGUAUUUUCAAAAUUGUAAAUUUUGAUUGUGUACCCACAUUUUUUCGAAUAAAAUUAACUAUUUUAGGUAUGUUUUUAA